Molecule: messenger RNA, 2646 nt
Organism: Exophiala bonariae
Lineage: Eukaryota; Fungi; Ascomycota; Eurotiomycetes; Chaetothyriales; Herpotrichiellaceae
Exons: 2
Coding region: 1-2646 (881 amino acids)
Molecular function (GO): protein binding
Source: RefSeq, a predicted model, not a curated record
AUGAGUCCCGUUCGAUCAUAUCGACAAGUUGCUCGUAGCAAAGUGCCUCGAAAGCCUACCCAUCCCUCCCUUGGCAAUGUCAAAUUCCGCGAGUACGAACAAUCUGGCGAAAAUGAAGCCACCAGAGUACAAGUUCAUGAUGCGCUCGACUCCGAGGGUCAGCGAGUCCAGGCAGAACUGAAAGAACUGGAGGAUGAAUUGGCUAUAUUACGUGAGGGCCCUUUCGGUCCAAACAGCGAGUUCAUGCAAUCGUUUGACCCCAGGGAGCGAGAAGAAAUAUUGAAGGCCUUGGAAGAAGAGGGCGUUAAUUUGGAGGCUGACGAAGAGUUGCUCACCCCUGAGGAAUUGGAUGACAUCGCCAGGGCAGCGAGUAGCGACAAACUUGUUGAGGGAGCCAACGACAAAUUGAAGGUCACAUUAAGCAUUCCUACCAAGGAUAAAGUAUACAUCAAGAGGUUCAACCUGGCACUCGAAGAAGCCGAAGGAGUUGGCGCAAAAGAUAGCGCUCGACCAUACUUAUCUCUUUGGAAAUGGUAUCUUCGGUGUCAACAGCAGGUCAACAACUUCUCUGUUAUAAUACCCGAGGAAGUGUGGCAUUUCCUCUGGAAGACGCAAAGCAGCCAGCAUAAUUUUCGAUACCAGCAUUUGCAGAUGCUUGCCAGAGAUAUGAUGAAAGCGGAUGUCUCGUUAACGAAUGAGGAAUGGAUACAGCAUAUGCAUGCGCUUCAAGCAGGUGGGAACAUUGCUUCCGCAGCCGAGAUAUGGGAGUCUCAAAAAAGUCGAAUGGGCAUCAAAGGUAAAGGUGCAUUGGAAUUCUGGAUGACUGGCAUCAAGAUCUACGUCGCAUUAGGAAGGCCUCAAAAAGCACAAAAGCUGGCACUGGAAUGCUACGGCCGAAUAGAUCCAGUGGACCCUGAGCCUCUUGUGACAGUCAUAACUGCAUGGGCUCAGAGCCGGAGUUCUAAUGCUGAUGAAAGAGUAUGGGCAUGCUACAUGGAAUUACGAAAACGCCUGGAAAGUCAAGAAGCCGAAGAUGACACCUUGAGUACCCUUGGCCGCAUCAGCAGUAUACUCCUGGAAAACAACCGCCAGCACCUUGCUUUAGCUGUCUUCAAGGACAUGUUCAUGCUACGCGCCAGAUCUCCCACGGACUCGUGGAAGCUUUUCAAGUCUAUGGGAAAGAAAUUAGACAACGCAGAAUUAACCAGCGAGGACCAAGUCAGCAAGAUUGGACUGGCUUCAUUGGCUUUCCUUCCCAAAGCUUUCCACAACAAGUUUUUCUUUGCGUCUUGGAUCAAAUGGCUUUUAGGAGAAGGACAGGUCGACGAGGCGGCUCUGAUCGUGGAGUUGAUGUAUGAACGAGGUAUUCGGCCUGAUGCGCGACAUCUGAAUGGGAUUAUUGCGGCUUGGCUUCGUGAAGGCUCGCCCGCUACUGCUGAGAAGGCCGAGGCUACCGCUUGGGCAAUGAUUCGCGCCCGCAUUGAGAUGGUCAAAUCUCGCAACCAUGAAGGCACUGAUGCUACGAAGCCUCUACUCGUCGAGACGACAGGUGAGGUGCGCAAAGUGCCGCUGUUCCUCCACCGGGGUGCCCCUGCUGCAACCAUCGAAACCAUUUCGAUUUUAAUGGUGUAUUACAAUCGCCGGUCGAAUGCCGUCAGCGCCGAUCACCUAUCCAGGACGAUGAUGGGCCCUGCUGAGAUGAAACCCAACUCAUUUAUCCUCAACCAUUGGAUGUACGCUUCACUACGAUCAGGAGACAUACCCGAGAUCUGGAAGACUUACACAGCCUUCAAGUCCACGAUUCAACCGGACCUGGAGACCUUCGCAGUUCUAUGGGACACGGCAAAAGUCCACUUCGGCUCACCAGCAGCACACCUGGACAACAUCCCAUCUCCCCGCCAUAUAUUUAAAGAGAUGAAGGAAUGGCAUGCAGGUCUAAGCCAACAAAAGCGAGACAAUGCACGACAAGAGCUCUCCAACGAAUUCUACGAACAGGUCGUCCGCUGCUUCUGCUUCACCGCAGAUCUCGAGGGCACGCUGUGCGCACUACACGGUAUGCGCGAGAUAUUCGACGUGCUACCACACGAAGACAUCACGCGUCUGAUCAUCGUGCAAGUAGCGCGCUCGUUCCCAUCAGUGCUCGGCCCCGCUGAGCGCGCUCGCCUGCGUCGCCGAGGUGGUCCGCUCCGGGUGCGCGGCUCGCACCUCAAAGUCGCCGUCAAGGCGGUGACAGAGAUCGUCAUGGCGAUCAUGGAGAAGAAGAUCGACGAGCAAAACCUUGACCCAGACUUGCUCAGGGGAGGGGACGACGACGACGAGAAGGGCGAGGAACUGGAUGAAGAUCCCGUCGACUGGGAUUCCUUCGAAACGCCUGUUGCGCAGACCCUGCGUCUCGACGUCCUGACGUCGUUCCUGUGCAUGGUCUUGGAGCGGCGCAGUGUCUCGGCUGUGAGCAGCACGGUGCGCGAGAUGCACGACACUGUCGAAGUGGCGGCAGCGAGUCCAGGUGCGCUGCUUGGUCAAGACGGCCGGUUGAGAGUACCUCGCUCGCCUGCUGAGACCGUCACCCUCGCUGGAGAGGAAAUGAAGGUCGCCAUUCCUGCCGAUGCCCUGGCUCGGCGAGAUUGGACGGACCUUCGUGUCUAA